Messenger RNA from Fusarium odoratissimum NRRL 54006, 1347 nucleotides. RefSeq lists its product as uncharacterized. The coding region runs from base 612 to 1235 and encodes 207 amino acids. The record is from RefSeq and is a predicted model, not a curated record. Lineage: Eukaryota; Fungi; Ascomycota; Sordariomycetes; Hypocreales; Nectriaceae. The transcript has a single exon.
GCCAUUCAAGCCACGAGCGUGAUGCUUAAUUUAGCGGAAGCUUGUUUACAUUGGUCAUUUGACAAGGCAUACUCUCCCUGCCCUCUGCUGCAUAUUCCCUUGCCUCUUUCGGCUCUCUCUCAGUCUGUGUCCAGAGUUUAACUCUAUGCAGCAUUCUUUCGCACUCGAUACGAAUACUACAUUCCACGGCAAUCGACGGUCAGACUCAGCUUGACGUAAACGCUCUCCACACCAAAACGCACGCCAAGCCUUCAGCCCCAGACAGCAGCAAGCUUGGGUGGGUUUAAUUGGUCAAUUUGCACGCUAUCCUUUCAGCUCAGGCUUUGAUUGACGCCAAAACAUUCGCUACCCCUGAGUAUGCUGUAGGGCUGAUUCGUGACUGGAUCACGGCACAUGGACCAUAACUAAUAUCACAUUGGCGAGACAUGGUGAAUCCUUCGGGCGGUGGGUGGAAAUGAAGUGAGACUAGCUACGGUACUAGACAGGCCAUUUACUGGGGAAUAUAAACUAUUAAAGGAUGGCUUGAUCCUCUUGUUCUGCCUGUCUCUCCCUUCACCACCACUCUCUCUAUCUUCAGUCUAUCUCAAGUUUAGAUACCUCAGACCUUCAAAAUGCAGUCCAUCAUCCUCACCUCCCUCCUCGCCACCGCCGUGAGCGCCAACUUCAUGGCCCACCCCCUCAUGAAGCGCGAUCUCCUCGCUCCCCGCGCAACCGCCCCAGCCGUCGGCGGCAUCACAGGAGAGUGCCAAACCGCCAUCCUCGACGUCUACAAGACGCUCCCCACGCCUCCCCCCGCCAUCGUCUCCGACCUGACCGAGAACCCCCAGACGGACCCCUGCUCCUUCAGCACCCCCGCCUCCCUCUCCAAGGACUACGCCAGCUACAGCUCCCAGAUCCUCUCGUGGUACAGCAAGAACGAGGACGAGAUCAAGUCUGCGCUGUCCGAGUGCCCUGAGCUGAGCCAGUAUGCCACCGCCGUUCCUGUCUGCGCUACUGCUGCUCUUGGUGGAAAGGGUGGUUCCGGGGAUGCUACUACCACUGCUGAGAAGCCUGAGAAGACUUCUGCUUCUGGUGACAAGACCACUGCUGCUGCGGGUGAGGAGACUUCUGCUGAGAGCGAGGCUUCUACUCCUACCUCUUCUGCUGCUGCUGUUGAGACCAACGGUGCUGCUCGUGAGGGUGGUUUCAUCUACGCUGCUGCUGCUGUUGCCGGUGUUGUCGUCGCUGCUCUGUAAGAGGCCUUCGACAAGGAGAAGUGGUUGGCUAUCUGUGAGAUUUAAGUUUAUCUGCUUUUAAUACAAGACAUUUCUCUUUCACAAACCUCGUCCAAAUGUAAUCAUGAGCACC